Pyricularia pennisetigena is the source of this 252-nucleotide messenger RNA. RefSeq lists its product as uncharacterized. The record is from RefSeq and is a predicted model, not a curated record. Bases 1 to 252 code for a protein of 83 amino acids. The transcript is spliced from 2 exons. NCBI's taxonomy places the organism in Eukaryota, Fungi, Ascomycota, Sordariomycetes, Magnaporthales, Pyriculariaceae.
AUGAAGCGCAAGAACUACGGAAUCAAGGCUCUCCAGCCGAUAAAGUCAAAGUCGGCGUCCACAAGCGCGCUUUUACGGAUUCCUGAUCCCAUCGCCAAGAAGCAAGCUAUCGAUAACUACAACAAUCAAACCGAGGGCCAAUGCGUGCCGAAGGGCCUGGUUUUUACCAUCGCCAACGAAUGCGUGACCGAAGUUAAAAAGCAAGCGCGCGACGCCCUGUGCUAUGCCCCGAAGGCUCUGUUGCCGAAUUAG